AGGAUUUCCUUGGCGAAGGCUUGGCAGACGCUGCGGGAUCCCAUGGGUGCCAGCCAGGCCACACGACAGAAGGUGGUCCGGCGCUGGGAGAUCCGGCGGCAGAUCCUAGCCGGCACUUUCUCGGCACAACAGGCCAAGGAGGACCUGGUGAACCAACUGAAGCGCGGGGAGAUCAACGAGCAGGAGUUGGCAGCCCGACAGAAGGAGAUCGAUGAGCUGGUGGCGCAGGCCGCGUCGCUGAGGGCGAGGAGGUCAAUGAAAGAUCGGCUGAGCACCUCGAGGGACGUCUUUCGGACCAAGUCCCUGGGUGCUCUCAGCUCCUUCCGCAAGUCCGGCACCUCGCUGUCGGAGCAUCGGGGCAGGGGCUGCUGCUGUUGCCGCAGGCCCCCGGACGAUAUGGAUGACUGGCCGAAUGAAGAGGUGGAGCAGGACGUGCAGGAGACUCAAGCGACUGAGCAACCAAAGGCCGAGGAUGAUGACGAGUGGGAGUAUUUUUGGGAAGAGGAUGAAGAAGAGGAGGGCUUUGAGGAUGAUGUGGAAGUGGAUGCCAGCCUCUCGCAAACGGAUGUCUUGGGGCCCUUGCCCUCCGUGCACCCCCAAGAAACCGCAGGCAGCUCAAAAAUGUCUAGGGUAUAGACGCAGCCGCCCAUAAGCUACAAGCGUUGAGGCCGCGAGCAUCUGGAGAACUGCGGCCCUUUUCCUGCAAUGGUGGAUCACCGCUCUCUGAUGUGCCCGUUCGGGCUUGGAGAGGACCUACGCCAUUGACAGGAGCUGAAUGCCAAGCUGAAUGCCAAGCUGAAUGCCAAGCUGAAUGCCAAAAUCUUAUCUCCGCGGCCUAUGAGGACGCUUGCCGUGAAUCUGGCCUCCUUUGACUGGCCAUGCGACUGUGAUGCAGAUUCUAAUGGGGUGAUCGGGGGAUGCGCGGCGGGGCGACGUGUGAUACCCACUUUUGAGUGUUGCCGGGCCCGGGGGUGGUGGGACAAAGCUUUUCACUGCGCCCUUGGGCAGCCUGUCUGAACUGAUGGAGAGGGCAAAAGCAAAAGCAACCAGUUUUGCAGUUUUAAGUACAUGACUGAAGAGUAGAAUGCACAAGCUCUGCAAUGCACCGGUAAAUCAAUGCCGUGCAUGUACUGAUCGAAGUUGUAGACGCAAGAUGUGCUGUGACCAAGGAUGUUUUUCUUUGUGUGUUGGCA
Molecule: messenger RNA, 1193 nt
Organism: Effrenium voratum
Lineage: Eukaryota; Dinophyceae; Suessiales; Symbiodiniaceae
Source: the annotation of a GenBank genome assembly